Molecule: messenger RNA, 1410 nt
Organism: Plasmodium knowlesi strain H
Lineage: Eukaryota; Apicomplexa; Aconoidasida; Haemosporida; Plasmodiidae
Product: tryptophan-rich antigen
Exons: 2
Coding region: 1-1410 (469 amino acids)
Source: RefSeq, a predicted model, not a curated record
AUGGCGCAUACAAAUGAAAUAAUCGUCAACGGCGCAUCAGAAAGGUCGAUGCAAUCCCAAUGUGGUAAUUACCAAAUUGUAGGAGCUAGGCAAGAAAGAAAAAUGGAUGAACAGAAAAGUACACAACGAUCAUCCUUUUUCACUAAAAAAACUGCUAUGUUGUUUUUUGUUCUUGCUUACAUCUUUUUAAAGCACCAGGAUGAUGCUCCAAGACAGGGCGUGAAUGCUUCUUUACCACUGUGUAAGGGUGUUGGUAGAAUUUUAGCAAGCAAAGAAAGAGCAACUCCAUCAGGGGGCAAAUUCCAAUUAGGACGGGGAGCUUAUGACAACGGCGUGGAAAUCCAUAGAUACAUCCAACACUACUAUGAGGAUCCUGAAGAAGAUUAUGAGAACCCUGAAGAAGACUAUGAUGAUCCUUACGAAGUUUACGAUGAUCUUUACGAAGCUUACGAUGACCCUUACGGAAAUUAUGCAGACCCUUACGGAAAUGAUGCAGACCCUUACGGAAAUUAUGCGGACCCCUACGGAAAUUAUGCGGACCCUUACGGAAAUUAUGCGGACCCCUACGGAAAUUAUGCGGACCCUUACGGAAAUUAUGCGGACCCUUACGGAAAUUAUGAAGAUGACGAAGAACCAUAUUCUGAUGAAGAGAUUGAAGGAGAAGAUGAGGGAUCGGAAGAAGAAACUGAAGGGGAUUCAUCGGAAGAAGAAUAUGACGCAAUGGAUGUUUCAAAAUAUGAAGAUUGGAACACAUUCAAGCAAAGCUUAGAAGCGGAUUGGGGAAAAUUUGAAAUGAAAUUAUUUAAAGCAAAAGAAACCUGGAUGGAACAAAAAAAUAAAGAACUUUCCAAAUGGCUUAGCUUAGUUCAAAAUAGAUGGAAUAAAUACUGUGAAAUCCCAACAACAGGAGAGGAUCCUGGUAAUUUAAGAAAGCAAGAUUGGAGCAGCUGCGAAUGGAUAAAAUGGUUUAACGCAAAAGUAAAAUGCCCAAUCCAUGCACAAUUGGAAAAAUGGUUGGACGAAAAUCAUUCCAAUUUAUUUAAUAUUCUUGUAAAACAUAUGGCACAAUUUAAGUGCAAGAAAAUCAAAGGGUGGUUAAUGUACCACUGGAAAAUGAACGAAGAGGAUGAUGAUUAUGAAACUUAUGCAGUUAUGCCAACACUGAAAUUUUUAGAUUUGGUGCAGUCUCGAAAAUGGUAUCAUGCCAAUCCUAAUAUAGAUAAACAAAGAAAAGAACUCAUGGAAUGGUUCCUCCUUAAAGAAAAGGAAUAUGUAAAGAAGGAACAGGUGGACUUGUCUCAUUGGGAAAAUAUCAAGCAUUCUUCCAUUAAUUCAAUGAUUACAACAUUUUCUGAAAAGCGCCUAACGGAGAAAGAAUGGAAUAAAUUUCUCAGUGAAAUAAAAUUUUGA